AUGUCGGCCCAAAAGGCCGCGGGACGUCGCCGGCAGGCGGCCGCUUCCCCCUGGGCGCUCGCACCUCGCGUCACCAUCGACCACACCGCCUUCCCACACAUCAUGGAUAUGAUUAUCAGCUACACCACCCACAAAGCGUGGCUGCUCUUGCGCCAGACGUCGCGAGCCUUCCGUGACCGCAUGGAAGCUCGUAUGUGCUAUCACGUCCAGAUCACCGAGGACCACGGCUUCUGCUUCCCCGCGGUCAAGAAAUCCCAACGCAAACACAUGCGCAUCCCUUGCCUGCGUCUCGAACCACCAUUCCUCGAACGCACAGUCAACUUGCUCAGCCAGUAUCUGCGUGUCUUGGACGAUAACGCGGACAUGGUUCGUGACCGCACCGAGCCGGAUGUUUUCACGGACUACAUUCCGCCGUUUGACCCUGCUGUGGCUUUUUGCCGCCUCCGUCUUGUCCGUCGUGAUGUCGGUCGCCUGAAAAUACACGUUCCAAAAUGUGUCUGGUGGGGGCGCCUUCCAGCCGCAUUUGCCCCUGACCAUGACCGUACUCACGACUGGUUCAAUUUUCUCUCAACAGGAACUCUCUCUCUUGAAUCGUCAUUUGCUUCCCGCGCUCAAGUAUUCCACUACGACUAUGACAAGAGGUCUGUGGUAUUCCCGCCUGAAGACCUGGUCAUUAUCCCCGGUUGGGACGACGCGGAGACGUUUGUGUUCAUCUUCACGGAACACCGUCGCAAACGCUUUGCCUUCGGCACGGACGACAGCUCUCGCGACCGUCAUGAUGAACUUGUCGAGGCCGACAUGAAGAAAUACGCGCAACUCGCCGGUGCCCAGUGCGGCCGUCUUCCUGGCGACGUAGAGCUAGAUCAGAUUGCAAGUCUCAUUGGCGUACCGGAUGCCCUCCGGAUGCCCGAACCUGUCAAACUCAUCAUCGUCGGUCUUGAAGAACUCAUCGAUACGGCGGCUCUGCGGUUAGACGAUUCAGAGGAGGAGAUGAACGCCUCACCACACGAGCUCCUUUACUCGCAGCUCGAAGCUCAUUGCGAAGUGGAGGUCGGACUUACUUCAAGCGAGGCCGCCACCUUCUUAGAGCGCAUAACCUUCAUGAGUCACGAAGACUACGCCGCCCAUGUCGGUUAUGAGCAGUACCGCCUGGAAACCAGUCGCAUUGCCCGCGCUGAGCCCAGCGCUCACCAUUUCCCGUUUCAGUGA
This is a messenger RNA of Apiotrichum porosum, 1209 nucleotides long. RefSeq lists its product as uncharacterized. NCBI's taxonomy places the organism in Eukaryota, Fungi, Basidiomycota, Tremellomycetes, Trichosporonales, Trichosporonaceae. Bases 1 to 1209 code for a protein of 402 amino acids. The transcript has a single exon. The record is from RefSeq and is a predicted model, not a curated record.